CCCUUUUCAUCAGUCGAUCUCACAGAACGGUGGAACAAGAAUAUUAAGGGUAGAUGGCGCAGGCUUUGGUCGAUCAGCAUCCGGCGAACGGGGUGGUCAACGGCGCCGGCGGGAAUCCGCCUCCUUUGGCGUCGCUCUUCGUGGGGGACUUGCAGCCAAAUGUGACGGAGACGCAAUUAUUUGAACUUUUCAGACAGAUCGGACCUGUCGUGUCGGUGCGCCUCUGCCUGGACUCGAGGACGAACCGCUCUCUCGGCCAUGCCUAUGUUAACUACAGCAACCCCACGGACGCUGCAAUGGCUUUGGAUGUGCUGAACUUCACUCCUAUUCAUAAUAGGCCCAUUCGUAUUAUGUAUUCGAUACAUGAUCCUAGCAUUAGUAUAAAUGGGGCUGCAAAUAUUUUUAUCAAGAAUCUAGAUAAAACAAUAGGAAACAAAGAACUACAUGAGAUCUUCUGUUCUUUUGGUAAUAUCUUGUCCUGCAAGGUAGCUAUAGAUGCAUUUGGCCAGUCAAAAGGCUAUGGUUUUGUUCAAUUUGAACAAGAAGAGGCUGCACAAAAUGCCAUUAACAGGCUAAAUGGCAUGCUUGUGAAUGAUAAACUGGUUUAUGUUGGACCCUUCAUACACAAGCAAGAAAGGGAAAGCUCUGCAGACAAGACCAAAUUUUGUAAUGUCUUUGUCAAAAACCUUUCAGAAUCCACUACAAAGGAGGACCUGGAAUUUAUCUUUGGAAAAUAUGGGGAAAUCACUAGUGCAGUUGUGAUGACUUCGGAGGAUGGAAAAUCUAAGUGCUUUGGAUUUGUCAAUUUUGAGAUGCCAGAUGCUGCUGCCCAAGCAGUUCACGAACUUAAUGGGCAGAAAUUUGAUGAUGAGUGGUAUGUUGGAAAGGCACUGAAAAAAUCUGAAAGGGAAUUAGAUUUAAGGGGAAAUUUUCACCUACAUGCCAGGGAGGCAUUCAAUAAGCAUCAAGGGAUUAACUUAUAUUUGAAGAACUUUGAAGACAAUAUUGAAGAUGAUAUGCUGAGAGAAUUAUUUUCUGGGUUUGGGACAAUAACUUCUUGUAAGAUUAUGCGGGAGCCAAAUGGUGCAAGUAAAGGCUUUGGCUUUGUUUCUUUCUCAGCUCCUGAAGAAGCAGCUCGAGCUCUGGCAGAGAUGAAUGGAAAAUUAAUUGGUGGGAAGCCACUUUUCGUAGCACUUGCACAAGACAAAGCAGAAAGAAAAGCUAAGUUGCAGGUAUUCAAUUAGAUACAUAAUUGGCUCAGUUGUUAGGAUCCUUAAUUUAAGCCUACAAAUCAAAUAUGAUGCAUUUGGGACGGUAUUAUUAUAUUUGAAUGAUAUUACUUUCUAGAUAUUCUAUUUAACAGCUCUUGGGUGCUAAACUGCUAAACAAAAGGCAAUAUGUUCCUUGAUUCUUGAAUUUAGAAUGUCAUCCUGAUAUUCUUGGGUACAUUAU
Messenger RNA from Zingiber officinale, 1452 nucleotides. RefSeq names its product polyadenylate-binding protein 2-like. The transcript has 5 exons. NCBI's taxonomy places the organism in Eukaryota, Viridiplantae, Streptophyta, Magnoliopsida, Zingiberales, Zingiberaceae. The record is from RefSeq and is a predicted model, not a curated record. Gene Ontology annotation, molecular function: mRNA 3'-UTR binding; poly(A) binding; poly(U) RNA binding. Bases 54 to 1244 code for a protein of 396 amino acids. Gene Ontology annotation, cellular component: nucleus; cytosol; ribonucleoprotein complex.